GUUUUUGCUUUCGUUUCAGACAGCUGAUCGCAAACCAGUUUAAGACCAACCCACCUACACCAUGUGCUGACAGUGGUCAAGAAGAAGCUCCGUAAGACACACUGUUCUCUAUCACAGCUGACUUGAGGAGAGUGUAGGAUGGCAGACUUUGCACUUUACUCAUACCAGAAAGAAGUGGUUGAAAGGGCCCUUCGAAGAGAGAACAUCAUUAUCUGGCUGCCAACAGGAGGGGGGAAGACCCGUGCUGCUGUGUAUGUGGCAAGCCAACACCUAAAGACUACCUCACAGGCUAAAGUGGUGGUCCUGGUAAACAAGGUUCACCUCGUGGAGCAACAUUUCCACAAAGAGCUCAAACCUCACCUGGGCCAUGAAUACAAGAUGGAGGCAGUCAGUGGAGACAGUGGACAGAAGGACUUCUUUGGAAAAGUGGUGGAAAGAUCAGAUGUGGUCAUCUGCACUGCACAGAUCUUAUUUAAUGCGCUGACUAACAUGGAGGAAACCAAACAUGUUGAGCUCUCAGACAUUACUCUACUCAUUAUUGAUGAGUGCCACCACACCCACAAAGAGAAUGUCUACAACAAGAUAAUGAGACACUAUUUGGAGAAAAAGUUGAGAGGAGAACGAAAACUGCCACAGAUCCUGGGUCUCACUGCAUCACCGGGGACAGGGGGUGCAAAGAAUCUGGAAAGGGCUGUAGAGCAUGUACUGCAGAUUUGUGCCAACCUGGACUCAGCCAUAGUUUCAACUAAAGACUGCACUGCCGAGCUGAAGGAGAAGGUACCCAGACCCUUUAAGUCAAUGGAUAUUGUGGACAAAAGGCCUCAGGAUCCAUUUGGGGAUCAUCUGAAGAGUAUGAUGCAGAAGAUCCAUGAUUUCAUGACCCUGCCUCCAGACUUCAGACUGAGAGAGUCUGGCACACAAGAAUAUGAGCAAGAUGUGAUGAUACUAGAGCAGAGAGGGGUAGAAGAGCAAAACAGAAUUCUGGCACAAUGUGCACUCCAUCUCAGGGAGUACAAUGACGCCCUGCUCAUCAAUGACACCCUGCGAAUGAUAGAUGCUUAUCGCUCCUUAGAGGAUUUCUAUGAUAUCAAGGCCGACAAUGCCAUAGAUGAGACAGACGACUUCCUGGUAGGACUUUUCCAAGAGAAUCAAGUGGAGCUGAGGGAAAUAGCAAACAAUUCUCAGCAUGAGAACCCCAAGAUGGGCAAACUUGAAACCGUUCUUCUAAAGCAGUUUGGUCCAGAUGUGGAAUCAAGGGGGAUCCUUUUCUGUAAAACUCGUAAAAGCACCCACUGCCUGAAUGACUGGGUCCUCUACAAUAGAGCCUUGCAGCAAGCUGGCAUAAAGGCAGCAGUCCUCACAGGGGCUGGAGGUGGCAUAAGUCACAUGACACAGAAUGAGCAGACAGACACAAUCCGCAAAUUUCGCCAGGGUGUUCUCAACCUCCUGAUCUCCACCAGUGUGGCUGAAGAAGGCCUUGACAUACCUGAAUGCAACCUGGUGGUACGCUAUGGACUGCUUACAAAUGAGAUUGCCCAGCAGCAGGCCAGAGGACGUGCCCGAGCACCAGAAGCUGAGUAUUCAAUGGUCGGUCAGACAGGGGGACAAGAAGUGCGUAGAGAGGGCAUCAAUGAACUUUUGGAAGAGCUGACUGGACGAGCCAUUGCUAAAGUCCAAGAAAUGAGCAUCCAUGAUUUUAGCACAAAGAUAAAUGAGCUUCAGAAAGAGGCACUUAUUGGCAGUGAAGUUGCAGAGAUGCACAAAAAGGAGAAGAGGGGUCGCUUCGCUGCCUCCAGAGUCCAACUUUUGUGUCGAAACUGUUUCAAGUCUGUGGCCUCUGGAAGUGACAUGAAACUUAUUGAAAAUACACUCUAUGUCAAUGUGAACCCUGACUUUCAGAAGCACUACAAACUUGGUGAGCAGGUUAUUAAAGACAAGACUUUUGAUGACUGGGAGCCUGGACGCUCAAUCAGUUGCAAUGACUGCAACAAGGACUGGGGAUUUGAGAUAAAAUACAGGAAGAUCGCCCUGCUUCCCACAAUAGCCAUCAAGAACUUUGGCCUGGAGACCCCUGAGGGCAGGAAGACUGUGAAGAAGUGGAAGGAUGUUAGUUUCACUGUUGAAGAGUUUGACUUUCAAGAAUACAUCCAAGACAACUUCCCUGACAUGACCAUUGAUUGACACAAGAACAGAGCUCUGUGUGGGUUUUUUCCCCAUUUCUCAAGUCAGUUUUCAUCUGUUUGUUUUUUUAGAUUCGUGGCUGUAUCUUAGAUUGUCUGUGCUCAUUUAGAAAAGGUAUACCAUAAUUUUAAUGUUUGAGGUACUUAAAUGUGAAUGCAUGCUUUUUAAAUAUUCCCUUGACAUAGUUACCACGUAUUUGUGCUGCUGGGCUAGUGAGGCAGCAGCAUGCUAAAACCCAUUACACAUCGAUCAUGAUUGAACAAGCAUGACAGCUUUGUUCAUGCCAUCCAAAACCAUCCAACUUUUGUUCAUUUAUGGAAACUGAUAUUGCAGGUUGUUGUUUUUAACUACAGUGCUACAAACAUUAUAAUGAAAUGAUUGAAACAUGUUUUUGUUCAAUGGUCAAUAUCAAAUGCAGGGUUUCCUGAAAUGCAUCCAUAGUUACUGUCCAAUGCCGGUUGAGCCUGCUUGUUUGUUCCGAUGACAUGAGUGUAUAUGUGUGUCAGAGAGUGUGUUUAUUUUGUACGUGAAUCAUGACUAGCUUUAAAUUACUGAAGGUCAGUCUUUCCACCUGUUUGAGGAUGGCUACUGUCUCUAGUUAUGGUAUAAAGGCAAAUUACUGUAACUGUAAUACUGUUCAUGGCAAUAAAUUGUUUUUUAA
This is a messenger RNA of Scomber scombrus (Atlantic mackerel), 2842 nucleotides long. RefSeq names its product ATP-dependent RNA helicase DHX58-like. Gene Ontology annotation, cellular component: cytoplasm. Gene Ontology annotation, molecular function: DNA binding; zinc ion binding; ATP binding. Lineage: Eukaryota; Metazoa; Chordata; Actinopteri; Scombriformes; Scombridae. Gene Ontology annotation, biological process: response to virus; positive regulation of interferon-beta production; innate immune response. The record is from RefSeq and is a predicted model, not a curated record. Bases 139 to 2181 code for a protein of 680 amino acids. The transcript is spliced from 12 exons.